Molecule: messenger RNA, 1368 nt
Organism: Fusarium vanettenii 77-13-4
Lineage: Eukaryota; Fungi; Ascomycota; Sordariomycetes; Hypocreales; Nectriaceae
Exons: 2
Coding region: 1-1368 (455 amino acids)
Cellular component (GO): membrane
Molecular function (GO): D-arabinono-1,4-lactone oxidase activity; FAD binding
Source: RefSeq, a predicted model, not a curated record
AUGGCCGUCCUUGCCAACUGGAAUGAUGAGAUCCGGUUUGGAGUAGCCGAUGACCUCUUCAGGAGGCCGGCUCAUGUUGCGGAGAAACAACGAGUGACCGUCGUCGGUGCCAUGCAUUCGACCACUGAAUGCAUAGUGGGCACCGGCAUCGUCAUCUCGAUGGAGAAAAUGGCUCGCGUCGUGUCCGUCGAUAUGGAAGAGCUGACUAUCACCGUCGAAGGAGGCAUGACCCUGCGACAGCUGUGUGCGUACUUGCAAGUGCUCGGCCUCCAGCCUCCUGUCGUCCUGGAAUUUGGCAAUUUCCAGAUUGGCGCCAUCAGCGGCACGCACGCCAACGACACCGCCAUGAGACGCUCUGCGCAGUUCUCGUCGUUUGUUCUCGGCGUGAAGCUGGUCACGCCAGCCGGCAAGAUCAUGGAAAUCUCAGAAUCGCAGAAUGCGGAAUACCUGCCUGCCAUUCGCUCCCAUUUUGGCAUGCUCGGCGUCGUCUGCGAGGUCACCGUGCGUGUCUUCAAGACCCAGCCGCUGCAGGUCAGUUUCCAGGUCGAGCGAAUUGACAAGUUCAUGGACAACUUUGCAGCGGAACUGCAGGCUCUAAACGGAGCCAACGACCAGGUGUUCGGGAUGCUGUUUCCGACCACCAGGAAGCUGCUCUGGCAGUGUCGCAAUUUCUUGGAUCCGGCGAUACCAAGGCCGGAUUCCCCAACGGCCUGGCUCGAUCCGAUUGAAAGCAAGAGCAUCGAUCUAUUCGCGGGUCUGUUUCUGCCCCUGGUGCAGGCCGUGACGGCGCUACGCCCCGCAACCGCCCUGAGCAAAUCGAUUAUCAAUGCGAUGGUCGACUGGCCGCUGCAUAUCAUCCGCCACAGUCGCUAUAUUGUCGAUCCAUGCGAUCGUGGCGUCAUCUACGCUAAAGACGAUCCGAACUUUGACUUCUAUGACUGGGCGUUUCCCGAGGAGAAAUGGUGCGAUAUGGUUCGGGAGUUUUUGCAUCUGAGCGACCGCUUUAAGCAGCAGUACGACUUCAUCUUGCCGUUGCCCGCAGUGGUCUACUUUAUCAAGCAGGACCAGGAGUCCCUGCUAUCGCGAUCCCGGAGUGCCAACAUGAUGACGGUUGACCCUUUGUACCCUGACCCUAGGGAUCCCACGUGGAGGGAGUUUCGCCUAGCCUUCAAUGAGGUUGCCAAGCGCCACGGCGGCAUCCCUCAUAUCAACAAGACUCGUGACGGGGCGAUCAGCAAUUUUGCCCCGGCCCACGAUGCCCACGAUCCGGGGAGCAUCCAGCAGUUUCUUCAGAUACGCCAGCAGCUCGACCCUGGUGGCAUGUUCCUCAACGACUUCUUCACGACCAUCUUCGCAAGAUUUCUCUGA